GAGACCCAUCACUAGUUCAGAGGUCUAUACUCACAUACCUACAAUUUCUUUGGCGCUGCACUGAAAUAAACACAAACAAAAAUUUUAGGUACCUUUAAUAAGUGCAGAGUUAUGAAAGUGAAAAAGGACUGAAAACAUUUACUGUUUAAAGACUGGAAACUAACCAGUGGAAUAUUCAUUAAUGCAAAUGAGAAAAUUAUUUAAAACUAAAAUGUUGCCCUUCAAAACAUUGUUACGAAGAUUCUCAGUUUCUACGGCCAGAAACACUGGCUUCAUUGAAGAAAUGCAACGGAAUUAUAUCCCAACUAGUCCAUUCCAAAGGACAAUGCUUUCUUGUGGAUCAGCACUAGUUUCAUUGUUAAAUCCACACAGAGGUGAUAUGAUAGCUUGUUUGGGGGAAGUCACAGGAGAAAGUGCUAUGAAAUAUAUGCGACAAAAAAUGUUAGAGACAUCAGAAGGUGCUGAAAUAUUAAAAGAAAUGCCUCGAAUUAAUUCAUCAACUGUGUCAUUUGAAACUCUUUCACAGAUGCCUUCAAAUACUAUUGGUCGUAUAUAUGCAGACUUCAUGCGGGAUAAUAAAAUUACUGCAGAUUCCCGUUUACUUGUCCAAUUCAUAGACGAUCCUGAACUGGCAUAUGUGAUGCAACGGUACAGGGAAGUCCAUGACUUAGUUCAUGCCACAUUGUUUAUGAAGACUACUAUGCUUGGAGAGGUUACAGUAAAAUGGGUGGAGGGUAUACAAACAAAGCUUCCUAUGUGCAUAAAUGGCGGAAUCUGGGGCGCUGGUAGACUUAAGCCCAAACAUCGCAAACUUUAUCUAAAAUAUUAUUUGCCUUGGGCUAUUAAAACAGGGAACACAGCAAAAUUUAUGCAAGGAAUUUACUACGAAAAAAGGUGGGAGCAAGAUAUAGAUGAUUUUCACAAAGAAAUGAACAUUGUUAGAUUGGUUUGAUUAGGAGCUUAUAUUUGUUAAUGUUUAGCUAGCCCUAGUAAAUUAUAGAUCAAAUUAUAUAUUUUAUUAUUAAAAUUAUGUUAUUAAGACCUCACCAAUAAGUAGAUUUUGAUAAAGAAGAAAAUACAAAGGUAUCUGUUUUCACAUAAAUUUAUUGUGAUUUAGUUU
Amyelois transitella is the source of this 1120-nucleotide messenger RNA. It is a transcript of the gene Coq4, whose product is annotated as ubiquinone biosynthesis protein COQ4 homolog, mitochondrial. Gene Ontology annotation, cellular component: mitochondrial inner membrane; mitochondrion. Gene Ontology annotation, biological process: ubiquinone biosynthetic process. The record is from RefSeq and is a predicted model, not a curated record. The transcript is spliced from 3 exons. Lineage: Eukaryota; Metazoa; Arthropoda; Insecta; Lepidoptera; Pyralidae. Bases 182 to 952 code for a protein of 256 amino acids.